Trametes versicolor FP-101664 SS1 is the source of this 2012-nucleotide messenger RNA. Its product is annotated as FAD/NAD-P-binding domain-containing protein. The record is from RefSeq and is a predicted model, not a curated record. Gene Ontology annotation, biological process: secondary metabolite biosynthetic process. Gene Ontology annotation, molecular function: FAD binding; monooxygenase activity. Bases 384 to 1808 code for a protein of 474 amino acids. The transcript is spliced from 5 exons. NCBI's taxonomy places the organism in Eukaryota, Fungi, Basidiomycota, Agaricomycetes, Polyporales, Polyporaceae.
CGAUUCUGUCUGCUUGACUUCUCUCGACUUGCCGAUCACCACAACGUAACACUCCAUGACACCUAUCCGCAAACGGCACCACCGCCAGCCUCCGAUGUCCACGUGAGGCUGACCCCUCGCCGGGUCUUGCUACCGGCGGCACGGCACUCGGAGCAGCCUGGCGGGCCAAGAUUGAAGGGGAGAUUCAGUGCCCCGAGCUCAGUUUGGCAAUGGCAGCGUCUGACGACGUUGUCAGCAUGAGAACCCGUGUGCAUGUCUGAUGGGCUAUAUCAUAACGCCUUCGUCUAAUCCUUUAUCCUAGUGAACGCUAUAUUACCCCGCUCAGCACCAACGAACUUAACGUACUCAUCCCCCUAUUCUACCGCUCUUCCACCCGUUCCACCAUGACCAGCCACCAACCCAUCAACGCCGCCAAGGCUGAAGGCAUCAAACACACCACUCUCUACGACGGCCGCAAGGCUUCCCAUCGCCUCCAUGUCCUCGUCGUAGGUUGUGGGAUGGGCGGGCUGGCCGCCGCCCACUGCCUCGGCCAAGCCGGGCACAAGGUCACCCUCUUCGAGUCUGCUGCCUCCAUAAGCGAGGUCGGUGCCGGCAUUCAAGUCACCCCCAACGUCUCCCGACUUCUGCGAAGGUGGGGCGCUGGAGAAGCCCUCGAGCGCGUUACCGUCCGUCCGGAGGCGCUGGUGUUCCGUCGGUACGAGGAUGGGGACCGAGUAGCGUAUACCCGCCUCUCAAACAUGGAGGAACAGUACGGUGCGCCAUACUACCACAUCCACCGCGCGGACCUCCACAAGAUCCUGUACGACCUCGCGGCUCCAUUCAUGACGCUCCGGCUCAAGGCGACGGUGGUCGGGGUCGACCCGAACACGCCCUCGGUUACCCUCGCGUCCGGGGAAGUCGUGCGUGGGGACCUGAUCAUCGGCGCAGACGGCGUGAAGAGCCUUAUCCAGGGCGUCGUGCUCGGGCACACGAACCCGGCCGAGCCGACCGGAGAUGCGGCCUACCGCGCCAUCAUUCCCUCCCACCUGCUCCUGAACGAUCCCGAUCUGAAGGGGCUCGUCGACAUUCCCGAGAUGACGGGAUGGAUGGGCCCGGGCAGACACAUUAUGGCGUACAGUAUCCGCGCGAGGAAGGAGUACAACCUCGUUCUCAUUCACCCGGACAACGGUUCUGUCGAGUCCUGGAACGCGGAAGGCAGCGCGGACAGGAUGCGUGCCGACUUUGCCGACUUUGAGCCGCGCAUCCGGAAGUUGCUUAGCUUCGUGGACUCGACGCUCAAGUGGCGGCUCAUGGACCGCCAGCCGCUCAAGACGUGGAUUCACCCCUCGUCCAAGGUCGUCCUGCUGGGCGACGCCUGCCACCCUAUGCUCCCUUACCGCGCGCAAGGCGCCGCGAUGGCGAUCGAAGAUGCCGCCGUGCUCGGGAACCUACUGUCGCGCCUAACCGACGCCGCGCAGCUGAAGACGCUCAUCCAGGCCUACGAGGACCUGCGCCUCCCGCGCACCGCGGAGACGCAACGGCAAUCCCGCCUGAACCAGAAGAUCUUCCACCUCCCGGACGGGCCCGAGCAGGAGAAGCGCGACGCGGGCAUGCGCCAAGCCAUGGAGGCGGAGCUGCGCAAGAUGCAAGGCAGCGCGAACGGCACCUCGGAAGACGCGCUCGAGGGCAGCCCGAACCAGUGGGCAGACCCGAAGAAGAACACGGCGCAGUUCGCGUACGAUGCGGACGCAGCGGUCGAGCGCUGGUGGCGCACGAUGGGCGAGCGGAGCGUCGGGCCAGCGUUCGAGCGGGUGGAGCACAAGCUGUAGGGCGUGGUGUGCUUCGCGCGGGGACUUCGUGCUUUGGCAGGCGGGUGUCCCCGCUGUGCGGCGUCGGCGUCGGUGCGGAGAUAUAUGGGGACGAUAGACGGUCACGAGUCGGUGCACGACAGUUACGAGUUGCAUGAUAGGCUGACCCCGGAUCAGGAUGUAUAUUAUAGGACUCUAGGAGGCCCGGAUCUAUUAUUUCACGAC